AUGCCGUCUGUCGUUUCGCCGAUAGGAAAGCUUCCGCAAGCUUCGGUCACGGCCGUGGCCGAUGUGUCCAUAGUUAACGAUCCAGAGUUGAUGAGAUACGAUGCCUUGGAGUUAUCGCUCGACUUGUUCAACAAGCUCUUUCCCGAGUCGAUUGAAGAACCGAAUCUCACAAACAACAGCAACGCCAAUAACAUUAGCAGCAACAAAGGCGACAACGAUAAGUUCGUGUUGAUCAAAUUCUUGGGUGCACCAGAUUACUUCAUCUCGUUCAAGAUCUACAAGAUCUCGGACGUCAGCCACAAGCUGUCUAACUUAGUGAAGUUGAUCAACAACUCCAACUUGACGAGAUUCUCCAACGACAAGCUCACCUUGAACAGUGUCGUUAUCCAGUCUAUAGAUAUCCGUGAUGUUCCCAGCUUGAGCUCAGUCUUUGUGUCUGUACCCCACGAAAUCUACGCCCUCUUAUCAAACAAAUCGCAGUCAAGUAUCAAGUCACAGUUCAUGAAUCAGUUCUUGCAAAGCAGCGGCAAUGUAGUAAACGACAGCGACUACAUCCGUUUAAUAAACGGCAGAAUAAAGCUCUGUGAACCUGUGUCCCAAGGUCUUUUGGACAGCAACACUACUAUCAUUUUGAUUAACCAGAAAGAAGAAGACCUUGAAGAUGGAGAACCUCUUGAUGAUAUCGAUCUCGACUACGAGCUUGAGGAUGAAGACUUUUUUGAUCAAGUAGAGGACAACUUGGACUUGUCGACUUACUUACAAUCCAGAUUGAAGUUUAACAAAAAUUCUCCAGCAACUACUUCUCCCAAAUUCCAUGUCAGACCUUUGCCUGAAAAGCUCUCUGUGGACAGUCUUCCUCAGCAAUGGGUCAAGGAGGAUUCAGAGUUAUACUUAUUCAUCAACUCGUCUGACUUUAUAAGGUUAGGCUUCCCUGUCUUCAAUGGAGAUUUGAUUAAGUUGAAGUAUGGCACAGACAACUUCAUCAUUGUCCGUAUCUUUACCUUCACGGAACCAAAUUUGACUUUCAAACAGGGAACUAUCUAUGUAUCGCCUAUAUUGUUGAUCAAUUUGGGCCUAAUUGAAACAUCCACUGUCACCUUUGAAGCAGUCCAUGCCCAGGAAGGAUCUAUUUCAAGUGUCAUUCCCAUCGCAGACUCCGUCACCAUAUCUAGAGUGAGCUCGCAAAUUACGAUGGACAAGACAUUCCAACGUACUUUCUUCUCGAGUUUGAAAUCAACUCUCAGCAACCAGCUUAAAUGCGUUAAGCAGGGAGAUUUCUUCCCGGUCGUCAUAGACUCUGUAAUGUCCAAAACGAUCUUUGACUAUGAAAACGACGACAUUGAGAACAGUAAUGAUAACAACGAAGAUGGUGAUGCACUUGAUGUUAUCCCUAUAGGGGACCCAGACGCGGUUGCCUGGUUUAAGAUUGUUGAAGUCAAAGGAAAGAGUGAUAAUGGCUCUGAUCAGUUUAUUAUAGAUCCAAACAAAACACUCUUGGUUUCUUCUGGAGUUGAGUUUGUCAAGUUGCCCAAGAACGAAUUCUAUCAGUGGUAUAACUAUAUCAACUUGCCACCAUUGUUCAAUUUUAUCGAAAAACCAGAGUUUAAGUAUGCUAAGGAGUUCAAAAAAGUGUUGACUACAUGUAUGUCAUCUAAGAUAGCGUUGAAAACGACGGUGUUGUUGAAUUCAUUGAGUAGAGGAAUUGGGAAGACUGCGUUGGUGAGAAAUGUGGCUGUAGAAUUAGGAUUGAAUUUAAUUGAGUUGGAUUGUUUCGAAUUGUUGAAUCCGGGCCAGGAAUUGAAGACCAUUGGAUUGUUGAGCGGAAAGAUCGACAAGCUCAUUUCCAAUGCACCAACAAAUUCUAGUGCUUUCCAUAUGAUUUACUUAAAGCACAUUGAGAGCUUGUGUCCUCUGGCAGAUGAAAAUGACCAGAACUCCAGCAUCUUUGCGUCGUUGGCAUUGAAGAUUAUCCAGACUUUGAAUGGGUACUUGAGCAACUACCCGAACUUGGCUAUAGUAAUGAGUUGUAAUGAUUAUGAUAAAUUGAAUGGAGACCUAAAGACUAUCAUCAAGUUUACCAUUGAUUUCUCGGUGCCUAACGAAACGGAAAGAUUGGAAAUCUUCAAGUUCCUUAUUCACAAUGAAAGGAAGAACAUACUUGGAAUUCACCACGAAAUGGACGAUAUCAACUCGUUUCCAUUUGUUAUAAGAAAGGAUAUAAAUUUCAAGACUUUGGCUUUACAGUCUGCUGGUUUGACUCCAAGAGAUUUGAUUUCCAUUAUUAAAAAGUCGAAAAAGUUAGCUCUAAUUAGAUUAACCAAGCUCUCUAAAGAGGUUGGUAUUCCUGUUAGCAAAUUGAUUAGAAUUGGUAAUGGUGGUUUGAUUAACUGGUUACCUGAAGAUUUCAACCUGGCUAUCAAUGAGGCUCGUAACCAGUUCAGUGACUCUAUAGGUGCACCAAGAAUUCCCAAUGUGAAGUGGGAAGACAUUGGAGGUUUGGACUUGGUCAAGGAUGAAAUCUUAGAUACUAUUGAUAUGCCGUUGAAACAUCCUGAAUUGUUCAACAAUGGUUUGAAGAAGAGAAGUGGUAUCUUAUUUUAUGGUCCUCCGGGUACUGGUAAGACGUUGUUGGCAAAAGCCAUUGCUACCAAUUUCUCUUUGAACUUCUUUUCUGUCAAGGGUCCUGAGUUGUUGAACAUGUAUAUCGGUGAGUCUGAAGCCAAUGUGAGAAGAGUUUUUCAAAGAGCCAGAGAUGCCAAACCCUGUGUUAUCUUUUUCGAUGAGUUGGAUUCUGUAGCUCCCAAAAGAGGUAACCAGGGUGACUCUGGUGGUGUAAUGGAUAGAAUUGUUUCUCAGUUGUUGGCUGAAUUGGACGGUAUGAGUAGUGAAGGUGGUGAUGGUGUUUUUGUGGUUGGGGCUACUAAUAGGCCAGAUUUGCUAGACGAAGCCCUUUUGAGACCAGGAAGAUUUGACAAGAUGUUGUAUCUUGGUAUUUCAGAUACGAAUGAAAAACAGACCAAGAUCUUGGAAGCUUUGACGAGAAAGUUCAAGUUACACGAUAAUGUCGAUUUGGAAAAGAUCGCUGAAAACUGUUCGUUUACCUUUACUGGUGCUGAUUUCUAUGCUUUGUGUUCUGACUCGAUGUUGAAUGCCAUGACCAGAGUAGCCAAUGAGGUGGACGUCAAGAUCAAGGCAUACAACGACAACUUAGCUAGUCAGGGUAAGGGAGAAAUAUCAUCCAGAUGGUGGUUUGACAAUGCUGCCACAGAAGCUGACACCACUGUAUUGGUGCAAAUGGAAGAUUUUGAAAAGGCCCAACGUGAGUUGAAUCCUUCGGUCAGUGCUGAAGAGUUACAACACUACUUGAGAGUCAGAGAGAACUUUGAAGGAGGCAAGGAUAAGGCGAAACAGCAGCCUCAGGAACUGCAACCUUUGCUGGAACAAGAUCUUAUUAAUGGGUUUGCUGAGAAUGGAUUCACCAUUGAUUUCUCGAACCCAGGGGCCGGAGCUCCAAACGGAACUACUAAUGGACACUAA
Messenger RNA from Scheffersomyces stipitis CBS 6054, 3537 nucleotides. RefSeq names its product AAA family ATPase peroxin 6 (gene PEX6). Lineage: Eukaryota; Fungi; Ascomycota; Pichiomycetes; Serinales; Debaryomycetaceae. The record is from RefSeq and is a predicted model, not a curated record. Gene Ontology annotation, molecular function: ATP hydrolysis activity; ATP binding. The transcript has a single exon. Bases 1 to 3537 code for a protein of 1178 amino acids. Gene Ontology annotation, cellular component: peroxisomal membrane; cytosol. Gene Ontology annotation, biological process: protein import into peroxisome matrix.